Messenger RNA from Nakaseomyces glabratus, 1602 nucleotides. RefSeq names its product GPI-anchor transamidase GPI17 (gene GPI17). NCBI's taxonomy places the organism in Eukaryota, Fungi, Ascomycota, Saccharomycetes, Saccharomycetales, Saccharomycetaceae. Gene Ontology annotation, cellular component: GPI-anchor transamidase complex. The record is from RefSeq and is a predicted model, not a curated record. Gene Ontology annotation, biological process: attachment of GPI anchor to protein.
AUGAGCUCUACCAUUGGGUUUAGGAAGGCCGUUGGAGUGUGCUUUGUGUUGCUUUAUUUGGCCGUCGGUGUGCCCUUAUGGUAUAAGCUGACAAAUAUUUACAGGGCACCACUACCGUCCCAAUACAUUGAGUCUUUACAUGACAAUGUGUUUCAAGAUGUACACAUGGUAAUCCCAGUUUAUUUGAAAAGCGACCUAUACAAGUUCCCUGAUCUCCAUGACGCCGUACAAGUACAAGUGAAUCAUCUUUUGAACACAAGAGAACACGAUGUUGCAUGGUCACUACAGGUACUUCAAUAUGAUGAGAAACUAAUGAAAGGGUUAGAAGAAGCAGGUGAUGAUGUUUACAUGGUCGACCUUGUUUUAGAUGAAUCCUGUGGAUUUGUACCUGGGUUCGGUACAAAGCAUGUCACUGUACUAUACGAUGACGAAUCGGUAGCUACAAAUGAUCUACCUUUCUUUGUCGCACAGACAUUGGUUGAGCACGUCUUUGGUAUGGAAUGGGAUGUGUUUUCUAAUUAUUGGAACAGAACACAAAACUCAGUGGCUGUGCUAUAUAAACCUGAUAUUCACAUCAGCAUAUCUUUACUCAACGGUGGAAGUCAGCCUGUGUCCUGGGAGAUUGAUGAAGUUUUGAAAGAAUACUUCACACCUUUUAGACAGUUCAUUACCUCACUUGUAAACUUUACUGUGGAUACUUCAAUUAUUUAUCAUAACGACCUAAACUUACACUCCUUGAACAACUCUGCUGAAGUUAGCGUGAGUGACUUAUCACACCACAUCGAUCUGUCAGACUUGUCCGCAAUGAAUGACUUCAAAGAAUCUUCAUCUGUUAACUUAGCAAUUGUAUACCCAGAUCCUGAGUUUUCACCAAAUGGCUUGAAUUAUAUCCAGGGCCAUGAGAGGGCAGAUGACGUGUUACAUCCUUGGAACAGUUUCAUUGUUCCUCAAUGGGGCGUGGUUGCAAUCAACAAAUACCCAUUAAAAAAACACUCUGUCAUCUCAAAAGAGUAUUUAAAACCAAUUGUCUACCAAUUUGCUAACGAUAUGGCAAAGCUGUUGGGCCUAGUCGAUAUCAAUGACGAUUUUAACACACCUUAUAUCACUGUGGAAUCAUUCAAGAGAGUUAUGAUACUAAAUAACAUUGAAAAAUCAGUAGAAACCUUGUGGUCUCUGGUGAAAUUAUCCAAACAGUUUCAGCAAAUGUCUAUACCCAAAGAAGUUAUGGGAAAUGUAACUGAAGCGCUAGAUUUAAGACUUGAAAUUGUUGACCUUUUGAACAACCCAGAAAAAGGAACUGAUCUAGAUUGGAGUUAUGCAUUGUCCAUGUCUAACCAACUUGUUGCAUUGACUGAGUGUGCUUUCUUCCACGGUGAAAUGGUCCAACAAAAUUUCUUCCCUCAAGAACAUAAAGUUGCUGUUUAUUUGCCACUUUUAGGUCCUUUAACCAUUGUAAUUUUCUUGGGAGCUGUUUCAUUAUUCAAGGAAGUACCAAGCACUGAUAAGACAGAUGAAGACUCAGAUGAAAAAGAUGUAAAUAUAGAUAGUGAAACUGAAGGGCCGGAAUUAACUAAUGAAAAGGCUGAAAUGAAGCAUGACUAA